AUGCGACGCGAAACGGCCGUUCUUCUGGCCGUUCUCCUACUCCAAUCGACACGUGAGUAAAGGGUUUCUAUUGUAACUGAUUAAAAUUAUCAUUUUUUAAAAGCUUUAAUAUAAAUUCGUCUUGAAACUCAAAAUUACGGUAACUUUACAGUACUUUCUACAUGAUUUCUCAAAAAAAUCAAAAUUACAGUAACCUUAAACUACUUUUAAAAUAAUUUUUUUUUAUUUUAGAGUCCCUAACUUACCGCCAGAUAGCAGCCCAAGAAGAUGCUGCCAUCUCAGCCGUAUCCUUGUUGAACCUCGACUGUACAGGCAAAGAUGACGACAUAUAUCCAGCCAGAAGUAACACUUGCCAACGUUACUUCUUCCAUUGUGUAAAUGGUAAGGCACACAAGCAAAAGUGUCCAGCCGGUCUGUUCUACUCUGAACAACACAAGAGUUGUGAAUACAGAAGCAAUGUGGCUGCUUGUAGUGGGUAAGGCUCAGAAUUCUUUUUUCAGAUUUCUUAAAACUUAAAUUUUUUAAAAAUCGUCAAAAAUUCAAAUUACUUGUUUUAAAAAUUUUAAAAUAAUCAAAAAUAUUAUCUUAGAUCUCCUUCCGGACCUGUCCAACCAGCUCCAGUAUCACCACCUCCAGCUCCGCCACCACAACAUAAACCAGCACCAGUAGCACCAGGCGCAGCACCCCAACACCAACCAGCGCCAUCUCCACCUAGACCAAACUCUCCACCUCCACCAGGUCCAGCACAACAGCCUCAACCAGUACCACCAAGACCAUCCCCACAAGCUCCAGCAGCCCCACCUUCUUCUCAAGGCUCUCCACCAGCUCCUCCACCGUCUCACGGUCAAGCUCCAAGCUCUCGUCCCAACUCUCCAGUUGGAAUCGUUGGAAACGAAGACUCCAGAAGCCCAAAGCCACGAUCAGAAUGGAGUCCAGAAGACCGUACUAAAGAAGCUCCAGUCGUUGGUGGAAUCUCAGGUCGUGGGGUCUACAGUCAACCGGAAGUUGUUAUCCAGCAAGUGCAAGAUAUUCACAAGUGGAAUUCAAAGCCUGAAUCUCAGAGCUGGGCAUCAAACUCAGAAGCUCAGCAAUGGUUGCCAAACUCAGAUAGAUGGGCACAGAAACAUCAAGAGUACAAGCCCCAGUCACCGCAAGGUUACCAACCACAACAACAUGAAUACCAACAACAUCAUCAAGGUAGCUACGGACAAGCAGCUUCAAAAUAUCCAGCUCCAUCUUAUACUGAAUACCCACAAGUACCAGCUUACGACCAGCCACAAUACCCACAAGGUCCUGCGCCAGCUUACGGUCAACCAGAAGCUCCAAGGUACGAUGUGCCAGCCUAUGAAGCCCAACGCUACCCCGCUCCAGAAUAUGGUAACUAUCCAUCAUACGGUCGAAGAUACGAGGGUUCAUAUGAUCAACCUCAACAACCUUACCCUGCUCCAGAAUAUGGAUAUCCACAAGAACCAUACAGACAAGUAAGACCAUACGAAGGGUACCAACCAGAACCAGCUUAUGGAGCUCCGCCACCACCUUAUGGUGCUCCACCUCCAACCUACGGACCUCAACCCCAAGAGCCAGCCUAUGGAGCCCCAGUGCCACCUUAUAGUGCUCCAGGACCAGCUUAUGGCCCUCAACCUCAAGGACCUGCCUAUGGUGCUCCAGUAGCACCUUACAGCCAACCACAAGGUCCAGUCUACGGCCAACCACCUCCAGCUUAUGGUGAGUAUCCAGGGUACGACGAUGGCAGACAAGAUGACUACUUCCAAGCACCACAAGGAUACCCACAAGGCUACGAUGGUGAUGUCUAUGGGGGCUACGAUCAAGCUUAUGGACAAGAUCAAUAUGGUGCUGAAUACGGUAGUGCUCCAACAGCUCCACGAGGAUACGGUAACUCUGGUGCUAACGAUUUGUUCUUGUCUUCUAACAAGAAAGAGAAAAGUAAGUUACAUAAUAUAAUGUACUAUAACAUAUUACAAGGCGUUAUUAAGUCCAAAACCAAGGCAUUACUUUAGUUGAAACUAAUAUCAGCCUUUUUAGUCGAUGAAGCUAAAACAGAAUCCAAAAAGCCAGCCGAAGAAACUGAAGGUAAAGUAGAAUCAGCCGAUGAAGAAGAAGUUGAAGGUUCAGGUCAAGACGAAGCUGAAGAACGACCAAAACGAUCAGCUUUCGACACUGAUGAAGGUAGCAUAUAACAUGUUUAUGUCAUUUAUUAAGUUAUUCACAUAAUUCUGGCCCACUAAAAGCAAAUUUUUGGGUUUAAGAGCACAGGAUUAUUUGAACAAUCUAAUAUCAAUUAAUUCUUUAUUUGGUCACUUUACGUUGCUUCAAAAAUUGAUCUACAGCAUCAUAAUAUCACUCUUUUAGACAAAGUAAAAUACGGCCGCUACCGUCGUUCCACCGUUCCUAAACUUCAUCAAAAGAUUGUCCACAGAGCCGAGCCAGAGCCUUAUCAACAUGCUGGUAAAGCCGUAUAUCCACAAGGCUCAAUUCAGUUUCCUCAACGGCAGAACGGACCUCCGUAGGUUUCUUUCAUAUCAUAAUAUUUUUAAAUGUCAUUUUUAAAAACUCAAAAAAUCAAUUUAAAAAAAUCGUCCAAGUAUACUUUUAAAAUUUUAAAAACCCUUUUCAUGACAGAUAAAUAUAUAUGACGUAUUUUAACAAAACCCAUUCAGAGCCCCAGCAAGUGACUGGAACCAACACGGCCGUUCAGCCAAUAUCACUCCUGGAAGCCCCGAAUACACUGUACCCGGUCCAUUGCCAAAGAACGGUCCAGCCGAGAAGCGAACACCACCACGAGCAUACGAAAUCAUUGCCGAGUAA
Messenger RNA from Bursaphelenchus okinawaensis, 2826 nucleotides. NCBI's taxonomy places the organism in Eukaryota, Metazoa, Nematoda, Chromadorea, Rhabditida, Aphelenchoididae. The record is from the annotation of a GenBank genome assembly.